Myotis myotis is the source of this 9930-nucleotide messenger RNA. RefSeq names its product RAN binding protein 2 (gene RANBP2). Gene Ontology annotation, cellular component: nuclear pore; cytoplasm. Gene Ontology annotation, molecular function: peptidyl-prolyl cis-trans isomerase activity; GTPase activator activity; protein binding. Bases 185 to 9724 code for a protein of 3179 amino acids. The transcript is spliced from 30 exons. Lineage: Eukaryota; Metazoa; Chordata; Mammalia; Chiroptera; Vespertilionidae. The record is from RefSeq and is a predicted model, not a curated record. Gene Ontology annotation, biological process: protein folding; protein peptidyl-prolyl isomerization; NLS-bearing protein import into nucleus.
UGGGAGUGCGGCCGCAGUCGUGGGCGAGGCGCAUAGUGCUGACGCAAGACGCACGCGGGGUGGUCCUCUCCUCUGCCGGAGACGGCGCUGCGUCACUGGCUUUAGGCGCUCGGCGACUGGAAACGGUGACUGUUUGGGCCUCAGCGCUGGCCUGUCGCGCCCUGGGGUCCAGGCUGGCGGCGCGAUGAGGCGCAGCAAGGCGGAGGUGGAACGGUACAUCGCUUCGGUGCAGGGUUUCACCCCGUCGUCCCGAGAGAAAUCAAUGAAAGGAUUCUACUUUGCGAAGCUGUACUAUGAAGCUAAAGAAUAUGAUCUUGCUAAAAAAUACAUAUCUACAUAUAUUAAUGUGCAAGAAAGGGAUCCCAAAGCUCACAGGUUUCUUGGUCUUCUUUAUGAAGUGGAGGAAAACAUAGACAAAGCUGUCGAAUGUUAUAAGCGUUCAGUGGAAUUAAACCCAACACAAAAAGAUCUUGUGUUGAAGAUUGCAGAAUUGCUUUGUAAAAAUGAUGUUACUGAUGGAAGAGCAAAAUACUGGGUUGAAAGAGCAGCUAAACUUUUCCCAGGAAGUCCUGCAAUUUAUAAAUUAAAGGAACAGCUUUUAGAUUGUAAAGGUGAAGAUGGAUGGAAUAAACUUUUUGACUUGAUUCAGUCAGAACUUUAUGCAAGACCUGAUGAUGUCUAUGUGAACAUUCGACUAGUAGAGCUAUAUCGCUCAAAUAAAAGAUUGAAGGAUGCUGUGGCCCACUGCCACGAGGCAGAGAGAAACGUAGCUUUGCGUUCAAGUUUAGAAUGGAAUUUGUGUGUUGUACAAACCCUUAAGGAAUAUCUGGAAUCUUUACAGUGUUUGGAUUCUGAUAAAAGUAACUGGCAAGCAACCAAUAAAGACUUACUUCUGGCCUAUGCUAAUCUUAUGCUUCUCACGCUCUCCACUAGAGACAUACAAGAAAGCAGAGAUUUAUUGGAAAGUUUUGAUGGUGCUCUUCAGUCUGUGAAAUCUUGUGUGGGUGGAAAUGAUGAACUCUCAGCUAUUUUCUUAGAAAUAAAAGGACAUUUCUACAUGCAUGCUGGUUCUCUGCUUUUGAAGAUGGGUCAGCAUAGUGAUGUGCAGUGGAGAGCUCUCUCUGAGCUGGCUGCAUUGUGCUAUCUCAUAGCAUUUCAGGUUCCAAGACCAAAGAUUAAAUUAAUAAAAGGAGAAGGUGGACAAAAUCUGCUGGAAACCAUGGCUUUUGAUCGUCUGAGCCAAUCAGGGCACAUGCUGCUUAACUUAAGUCGUGACAAGCAAGAUUUUUUAAAAGAAGUUGUAGAAUCCUUUGCCAAUAAAAGUGGUCAAUCUGCAUUGUAUGAUGCUCUGUUUUCUGGUCAGUCACCUAAGGACAGCUCUUUCCUUGGUAGUGAUGAUAUUGGAAACAUUGAUGUGCAAGCACCGAAAAUUGACGAUUUGGCUAGAUAUGAUGUUGGUGCCAUCCGAGCACAUAAUGGUAGCCUUCAGCACCUUACCUGGCUUGGUUUACAGUGGAAUUUGUUGCCUACCUUACCUGCAAUUCGAAAAUGGCUGAAACAGCUUUUUCAUCAUUUGCCUCAGGAAACCUCAAGACUUGAAACAAAUGCACCCGAGUCAAUAUGUAUUUUAGAUCUUGAAGUAUUUCUACUUGGGGUAAUAUAUAACAGCCAGUUACAAUUAAAGGAAAAAUGUAGUUCUCACUACAACUUCUAUCAGCCACUAUGCUUGCCAUUUCCUGUGUGUAAACAACUUUAUACAGAGAGACAAAAAUCUUGGUGGGAUGCAGUUUGUAAUCUAAUUCACAGAAAAGCAAUCCCUGGAACCUCAGCAAAGUUGCGACUUCUAGUUCAGCGCGAUAUAAAUGCUCUAAGGGGCCAGGAAAAACAUGGCCUUCAACCUGCUCUCCUUAUACAUUGGGCCACAUACCUUCAGAAAACGGGCAGCGAUCUUAAUUCUUUUUAUGAUCAGCGGGAAUACAUAGGCAGAAGUGUUCAUUAUUGGAAGAAGGUUUUGCCAUUAUUGAAGAUGAUCAAAAAGAAGAUUAGUAUUCCUGAACCUACAGACCCUCUGUUUAAACACUUUCAUAGUGCAGACAUCCAGGCAUCUGAAAUUGGUGAAUAUGAAGAAGAAGCACACAUAACAUUUGCUAUAUUGGAUGCAGUUAAUGGAAAUAUAGAAGAUGCUAUGACUGCUUUUGAAUCUAUAAAAAAUGUUGUUUCUUAUUGGAAUCUUGCAUUGAUUUUUCACAGAAAAGCAGAAGACAUUGAAAAUGAUGCCCAUUCUCCUGAAGAACAAGAAGAAUGCAAAAAUUAUCUGAGAAAGACCCGGGACUACCUAAUGAAGAUUUUAGAUGACAGUGAUUCAAAUCUUUCAGUAGUUAAGAAAUUGCCUGUGCCCCUGGAGUCUGUAAAAGAUAUGCUUAAUUCAGUCAAGCAGCAACUCGAUGACUAUAGUGAAGGAGGUCCUCUUUAUAAAAAUGGUUCUUUGCGUAAUACAGAUUCGGAAAUGAAAUAUUCCACACCAUCUCCUACCAAAUAUUCUCUGUCACCAAGUAAAAGUUACAAGUAUUCUCCCAAAGCACCACCUCAGUGGGCAGAAGAUCAAAAUUCUUUACUGAAAAUGAUCUGCCAAGAAGUAGAGGCCAUUAAGAAAGAAAUGCAGGAAUUGAAACUAAAUAGCAGUAACUUGGGGUCCCCUCAUCGUUGGCCUACAGAAUGUUAUGGACCAGAUUCAGUGCCUGAUGGAUAUCAGGGGUCACAGACUUUUCAUGGGGCUCCAUUAACAGUUGCAACUACUGGCACUUCAGUAUAUUAUAGUCAGUCACCAGCAUAUAAUUCCCAGUAUCUUCUCAGACCAGCAGCUAAUGUUACUCCCACAAAGGGUCCAGUUUAUGGCAUGAAUAGGCUUCCACCUCAACAGCAUAUUUAUGCCUAUUCACAACAGAUGCACACACCACCUGUGCAAAGCACAUCUGCUUGUAUGUUCUCUCAAGAGAUGUAUGGUCCUCCACUGCGUUUUGAGUCUCCUGCCACAGGAAUUUUGUCACCUAGGGGUGAUGAUUAUUUUAAUUACAAUAUUCAACAGACAAGCACAAACCCACCUUUGCCAGAACCAGGUUAUUUCACAAAACCUCCAGUUGCAGCUCAUGCUUCAAGAUCUGCAGAAUCGAAGGUUAUAGAAUUUGGUAAAACUAAUUUUGUUCAGCCCAUGCCAGGUGAAGGAAUAAGGCCAUCUUUGACAGCACCUGCACACACAACACAGCCACCUCCUUUUAAAUUUAACUCCAACUUCAAAUCAAAUGAUGGCGAUUUCACGUUUUCCUCACCGCAGGUUGUGACACAGCCCCCUUCUAUGACUUACAGUAAUAGCGAAAGCCUUUUAGGUCUUUUGACUUCAGAAAAACCUUUGCAAGGAGAUGGUUACAGUGGAGCAAAAGCUAGUCAAACUAUUGGAUCUCGAAAUACAUUCAAUUUUGGAAGUAAAAAUGUACCUGGAAUUUCAUUCACUGAAAACAUAGGCCCAAAUCAAAAGAACUCUGGUUUUUGUCGAAGUGAUGAUAUAUUUACUUUCCAUGGUCCAGGGAAAUCAGUGUUUGGAACACCUGCUCCAGAGGUGGCCAACAAGAAUCAUGAAGCAGAUGGAGGGAGUGCCCAUGGUGAUGACGAUGAUGAUGGCCCUCACUUUGAGCCUGUGGUUCCUCUUCCUGAUAAGAUUGAAGUAAAGACUGGUGAGGAAGAUGAAGAAGAAUUCUUUUGCAAUCGUGCAAAAUUGUUCCGUUUUGAUGCAGAGUCCAAAGAAUGGAAGGAACGUGGAAUUGGCAAUGUAAAGAUACUAAGACAUAAAACAUCUGGUAAAAUUCGCCUUCUAAUGAGACGAGAGCAAGUAUUGAAAAUAUGUGCAAAUCAUUACAUCAGUCCAGAUAUGAAAUUGACACCAAAUGCUGGAUCAGACAGAUCUUUUGUAUGGCAUGCUCUUGAUUAUGCAGAUGAGUUCCCCAAACCAGAACAACUUGCUAUUAGAUUCAAAACUCCUGAGGAAGCAGCACUUUUUAAGUGUAAGUUUGAAGAGGCCCAGAAUAUUUUAAAAGCCUCAGGAGCAAAGGUAACCACAACAAAUAAGGCUAUGAGAAUCGUAAAAGAACCUGCAAGUCAUGGUAACAAGGAUAUUUGCAAAUCUGAUGCGAGAAACAUGAAUUUUGAAUUUCAGGUAGCAAAGAAGGAAGGGUCUUGGUGGCAUUGUAACAGCUGUUCAUUAAAAAAUGCUGCAACUGCUAAGAAAUGUGUUUCAUGCCAGAAUCUAAACCCAAGCAAUAAAGAGCUCCUUGGCCCAGCAUUAGUUGAAACUAUUCCCACUCUUCAAACUAGCCCAGAAAAUACUCCAGAUAGGUUUGCGUUGAUGAUUCCAAAGAAUGAAGGUCACUGGGAUUGUAGUAUUUGUUUAGUGAGAAAUGAACCUACCGUAUCUAGAUGCAUUGCAUGCCAGAAUACAAAGUCUGCUAACAAAAGUGGCUCUUUAUUUGUUCAGCAACCUUCCUUUAAAUUUGGCCAGGGAGAUCUUCCUAAGUCUGUUAACAAUGAUUUCAGAUCUGUUUUUUCUGUAAAGGAAGGACAGUGGGAUUGCAGUGUGUGUUUGGUACAAAAUGAAGGAAGCUCUUCAAGAUGUGCUGCCUGUGAUAAUUCAAGAAAACAGAAUUUACCUACUGUUUCAGCCCCUGCUUCUUGUAAGUUUGGUGCUUCAGAGAUAAAUAAAACUCCAAAGAGUGGAUUUGAAGACAUGUUUGCUAAAAAGGAUGGACAGUGGGAUUGCAGUGUAUGCUUGGUACGAAAUGAAGCAAAUGCUGCAAAGUGUGCUGCCUGUCAUAAUCCUGGUAAACCAAGUGUGUCUUCAGCUGUUCCAGUACCUGCCUCUUUUAAGUUUAGUACUUCAGAGACAAGCAAGGCCACCAAGGGUGGAUUUGAAGGAGUGUUCACCAAGAAGGAAGGUCAGUGGGAUUGUAGUGUUUGCUUUGUGCGAAAUGAAGCAAGUGCUACCAAAUGUGUUGCUUGUCAGAAUCCAAGUGCACAAAAUCAGCCUACUACUGCUGUUUCAGCAACUGCCUCUUCAGAGACAAGCAAGGUCACAAAGAGUGGAUUUGAAGGAAUGUUCACCAAGAAGGAAGGACAGUGGGAUUGUAGUGUUUGCUUUGUGCGAAAUGAAGCAAGUACUACCAAAUGUGUUGCUUGUCAGAAUCCAAGUGCACAAAAUCAGCCUACUCCUGCUGUUUCAGCAUCUGCCUCUUCAGAGACAAGCAAGGCCACAAAGAGUGGAUUUGAAGGAAUAUUCACCAAGAAGGAAGGACAGUGGGAUUGUAGUGUUUGCUUUGUGCAAAAUGAGAGUUCUUCCUUAAAAUGUGUGGCUUGUGAUGCCUCUAAACCAACUCAUAAACCUAACCCGGAAGCGCCUUCAGCUUUCACAUUGGGCUCAAAAGCUAAGUUAAGUGACUCUUCUGGAAAUCAGGUGGGAACAGGAUUUAAAAGUAACUUUUCAGAAAAAGCUUUUAAAUUUGGCAUCACAGAACAAGGAUUUAAAUUUGGGCAUAUGGAUCAAGAAAAUACACCUUCAUUUACAUUUCAGAGUUCUAAUACAGACUCUAAUUCAACAAUAGAAGGAUUUAAUUUUUCUAUUCCUGUGCUUGCUGAUGGAUUUAAAUUUGGCAUUCAGGAACUGGGAAAUCAAGAGAAGAAGAGUGAAAAACCACUUGAAAAUGACAAUGAUUUUCAGGCUCAGGGUGUUAGCAGUCAGAAGAAUGAUAGUGGUGUGAUAUUUGGUCAAACUGGAAGCACUUUUACCUUUGCAGAUCUUGCAAAAUCAACUUCAGGAGAAGGAUUUCAAUUUGGCAAAAAAGACCCUAAUUUCAAGGGAUUUUCAGGUGCUGGAGAAAAAUUAUUCUCAUUGCAAAGUGGUAAAAAGGCUGAUAAAGCUGACACUUCUACUGACCUUGAGAAAGAUGAUGAUGCCUAUAAGACUGAGGACAGUGAUGACAUCCAUUUUGAACCAGUAGUACAAAUGCCCGAAAAAGUAGAACUUGUAACAGGAGAAGAAGACGAAAAAGUUCUUUAUUCACAGCGGGUAAAGUUAUUUAGAUUUGAUGCUGAGAUAAGUCAGUGGAAAGAAAGGGGCUUGGGGAACUUAAAAAUUCUCAAAAAUGAAGUCAAUGGCAAACUAAGAAUGUUAAUGCGAAGAGAGCAAGUACUAAAAGUGUGUGCUAAUCAUUGGAUAACGACUACAAUGAACCUGAAGCCUUUAUCUGGAUCAGAUAGAGCAUGGAUGUGGUUAGCUAGUGAUUUUUCUGAUGGUGAUGCCAAACUAGAGCAGCUGGCGGCAAAAUUUAAAACACCAGAGCUUGCUGAAGAAUUCAAGCAGAAAUUUGAGGAAUGCCAGCGACUUUUAUUAGAUAUACCACUUCAAACUCCCCAUAAGUUGGUGGAUACUGGGAGAGCUGCCAAAUUAAUACAGAGAGCUGAAGAAAUGAAGAGUGGGCUGAAAGAUUUCAAAACAGUUUUGACAAAUGAUCAAACAAAAGUCACUGAGGAAGAAAGUAAGAAUUCAGAUGCAGGUGCUGUCAGUGUUUCAGACAUAACCACAAAGCCAAAUCCUGAAAACACUGGACCCACAGUAGAGUGGAGUAACUAUGAUUUAAGGGAAGAUGCUUUGGAUGAUAGUGUAAGUAGUAGCUCAGUACAUGCUUCUCCACUGGCAAGUAGCCCUGUGAGAAAAAAUCUCUUCCGUUUUGGUGAGUCAACAACAGGAUUUAACUUUAGUUUUAAAUCUGCUUUGAGCCCAUCUAAGUCUCCUGCCUUGUUGAAUCAAAGUGGGACCACAGUUGGCGAUGAAGAAUCUGAUGUUACUCAAGAAGAGGAGAGAGAUGGACAGUACUUUGAACCUGUUGUACCUUUGCCUGAUCUAGUUGAAGUAUCUAGUGGUGAGGAAAAUGAACAAGUUGUUUUUAGUCACAGAGCAAAACUCUAUAGAUAUGAUAAAGAUGUUGGUCAGUGGAAAGAAAGAGGCAUUGGUGAUAUAAAGAUUUUACAGAAUUAUGAUAAUAAGCAAGUUCGCAUAGUGAUGAGAAGGGACCAAGUGUUAAAACUUUGUGCCAAUCACAGAAUAACUCCAGAUAUGACUUUGCAAAAUAUGAAAGGGACAGAAAGAGUGUGGGUGUGGACUGCAUGUGAUUUUGCAGAUGGAGAACGAAAAGUAGAACAUUUAGCUGUCCGAUUUAAACUACAGGAUGUUGCAGACUCAUUUAAGAAAAUAUUUGAUGAAGCAAAAAUAGCCCAAGAAAAAGAUUCUUUGAUAACACCUCAUGUUUCUUUUUCGACAACUCCCAGAGAGUCACCAUGUGGCAGAAUUGCUGUAGCUGUAUUAGAAGAAACCACAAAAGAGAGGACAGAUUUACUUCAGGGCGACGAUAUAGCAGAUGCAACCUCAGAAGUUGGAGAUGUGUCUAGCACAUCUGAAACAGCAACUAAAGCAGUAGUUUCUCCUCCAAAGUUUGUAUUUGGUUCAGAAUCUGUUAAAAGCAUUUUUGGUAGUGAAAAAUCAAAACCAUUUACAUUUGGCAACAGUUCAGCUACUGGGUCUUUGUUUGGAUUUAGUUUUAAUGCACCUUUAAAAAACAGUGAAACUAGUUCAGGAGUUCAGAGUGGAUCUGAAAGAGAAGUGGAACCUAAUAAUUGUGAAGAGUCAAAGAACUCUGAUAUUAAGCAGUCUCCAGCUGGCAAAGUACAAAAUCUCUUUGCUGCUUUUCCAAAGGAAGAGUUCUCAACUAAUUACACAUUUAAGACACCAGAAAAGGGAUUUAAUUUUAGUCUUUUUAAAUCUAAUCCAAUGGCCUUUUGGACCAGCACUCCUUCCUCACAGCCUGAGAACAAAGCAAAAGAGAAGAUAAAGCCUGAAGACCCUCCCUCAGAUGAGGAUGUUCUUAUUGUAUAUGAGCUAACCCCAACUCCGGAGCACAGAGCUCUUGCAAGCAAACUUAAACUUCCUCCAACUUUCUUCUGCUAUAAGAAUAGACCAGAUUAUGUUAGCGAAGAAGAAGAGGAUGAUGAAGAUUUUGAAACAGCUGUCAAGAAACUUAAUGGAAAACUAUAUCUGGAUGACUCAGAAAAAUAUAAACCAUUAGAAAAAAGUGUAACAGAAAAUGAGAAAGAAUGCAUUAUUGUUUGGGAAAAGAAACCAACAGUUGAAGAGAAGGCAAAAGCAGAUACAUUAAAACUUCCACCUACAUUUUUUUGUGGAGUCGGCAGUGAUACCGAUGAGGACAAUGGAAAUGGGGAAGACUUUCAAUCAGAGCUUCAAAAAGUUCAGGAAGCCCAAAAAUCCCACAAUGAGGAAAUAACUAGCACGGCUGACAGUGUGUGUACAGGUGGGACUAAAGUGACUGUACCAUUUUUAUGCAAAUCUGAAGACCCUGAUUUUAUAACCAAAUCUAUUUGCUCACCAUCUACUUUUUCUGGAACUGUGGACAAACCUGUAGAUUUGUCUACUAGAAAGGACAAUGAUGCAGAUUCUACAAACCAAGUGGAAAGCAAAACGAUUUCAUUUGGAUUUGGAAACAACACAGGACUGUCAUUUGCAGACUUGGCUUCCAGUAAUUCUGGGGAUUUUGCUUUUGGUUCCAAAGAUAAAAAUUUCCAGUGGGCAAAUACUGGAGCAACUGUGUUUGGAACACAGUCAACCAAUAAAGUUGGUGAAGAAGAAGAUGGUAGUGAUGAAGAAGUAGUUUAUAAUGAAGAUAUCCACUUUGAACCAAUAGUGUCAUUACCAGAGGUAGAAGUAAAAUCUGGAGAAGAAGAUGAGGAAAUUUUAUUUAAAGAGAGAGCCAAACUUUAUAGAUGGGAUCGAGAUGUCAAUCAGUGGAAGGAGCGUGGUGUUGGAGAUAUUAAAAUUCUUUGGCAUACACUGAAGAAUUAUUAUCGGAUCCUAAUGAGAAGAGACCAAGUCUUUAAAGUGUGUGCAAAUCAUGUUAUUACCAAAACAAUGGAAUUAAAACCCUUAAAUGUUUCGAACAAUGCUUUAGUUUGGACUGCCUCGGAUUAUGCUGAUGGAGAAGCCAAAGUGGAACAGCUUGCAGUGAGAUUUAAAACUAAAGAAAUGGCUGAUUGUUUUAAGAGAAAAUUUGAAGAAUGUCAACAAAAUUUAUUAAAACUCCAGAAAGGACAGGUAUCACUGACAGCAGAAUUAUCAAAGGAGACAAAUCCUGUGGUGUUUUUUGAUGUUUGUGCAGAUGAUGAACCUCUAGGACGUAUAACCAUGGAAUUAUUUUCAAACAUUGUUCCUCAAACUGCUGAGAACUUCAGAGCAUUAUGCACUGGAGAGAAGGGUUUUGGUUUCAAGAACUCCAUUUUUCACAGAGUAAUUCCAGAUUUCGUUUGCCAAGGUGGAGAUAUCACCAAACAUGAUGGAACAGGAGGACGGUCCAUUUAUGGUGAUAAAUUUGAAGAUGAAAAUUUUAAUGUGAAACAUACUGGUCCUGGCUUCCUAUCAAUGGCUAAUCGAGGCCGCGAUACCAAUAAUUCUCAAUUUUUUAUAACAUUGAAAAAAGCAGAGCAUUUGGACUUUAAGCAUGUAGUAUUUGGGUUUGUUAAGGAUGGCAUGGAUACUGUGAAAAAGAUUGAAUCAUUUGGUUCUCCUAAAGGGUCUGUUAGUCGAAGAAUUAGUAUCAAAGAAUGUGGACAGAUAUAAAGUCAUUUUUUUUUAUAGUAAACUUUACCUGUAUAAACAGUUGAUUUGAAGCUUAGCUGUUAUGACAAUAUAGUAAUUAUGUUCAGCUUUUGAAAAUGGACAUUUCUAAUGUAUAAAUGUAAAAUUGCAGCGUAUAGCUGUUGUCACUUUUUAAUGUGUUACAAUUGACCUUGCAUGGUGUGAAAUAAAAAUUUAAACACUGGUUU